Messenger RNA from Saccoglossus kowalevskii, 1170 nucleotides. Its product is annotated as aldehyde dehydrogenase 1A1-like. Lineage: Eukaryota; Metazoa; Hemichordata; Enteropneusta; Harrimaniidae. The record is from RefSeq and is a predicted model, not a curated record. Gene Ontology annotation, molecular function: oxidoreductase activity, acting on the aldehyde or oxo group of donors, NAD or NADP as acceptor.
CCUACACCUAGGCUGCCCACUGGUAGAUUUAUGCUACUGUGAAUGAUAUACUAGUCACUACAUCUAAAUAUCCAUUUCCUUGCCUUUACAACUAAUCAAUAUGAGUGGUACACGAGUGGAACCUCCAGAGGUUAAAUAUACCCAGAUUUUUAUCAAUAAUGAAUUCGUAAAUUCUAUCAGUGGCAAGACGUUUUCUACCAUCAAUCCCAGUAACGGGGAAAAGAUAUGUGACGUACAGGAAGGAGAUAAGGCAGAUAUAGAUGUUGCAGUGAAAGCUGCAAGAGAAGCAUUCAAACUUGGUUCCACUUGGCGUACCAUGGAUGCAUCAGGACGGGGACUACUUCUGUACAAGCUAGCUGAUUUAAUUGAGAGAGAUGCAGAUUACCUGGCAAGACUGGAAACUUUGGACAGUGGUAAACCAUAUAAAGAUGCAACUAUAGAUAUGGUGAUUGCUACCAUAUUCUGUCGUUACUUUGCUGGCUAUGCUGAUAAAAUACAUGGAAAGACAAUUCCCAUAGACGGUCCUUUCUUCUGCUAUACCCGUCACGAACCUGUCGGAGUAUGCGGAUUGAUUGUUCCAUGGAACUUCCCAUUUGCUAUAUUCAUAUCUAAGCUUGCAAUGGCAUUGUGUUGUGGUUGCACCUGUGUAGCAAAACCAGCAGAGCAGACUCCGUUGACAACGAUCUACGGUGCGACUCUAAUCAAAGAAGCUGGAUUUCCACCAGGUGUUGUUAACAUUGUACCAGGUUAUGGUCCCACUGCUGGGGCUGCUAUCUCUGAACAUAUGAAUGUGGAUAAAGUUUCCUUCACUGGAUCUACAGAGGUUGGAAGAAUAAUUAAAGCAGCUUCUGCAAUGUCCAAUUUGAAAAGAGUUACCCUAGAACUUGGUGGCAAGAGUCCAAAUAUAAUAUUUGCAGAUGUAGAUAUGGACUUUGCUGUUGAAAAUGCUCAUCAAGCCUUAUUUGGUAACAUGGGACAAGUGUGUUGUGCUGGAUCACGUACAUUUGUACAGGAAGAUAUUUAUGAUGAAUUUGUUAAGAAGAGUGUAGAACGCGCCAAAAAACGAGUAAUUGGUGACCCUUAUGUUGGUAGUACUGAAUCGGGUCCACAGGUAUUAUUGAUUUGCUGACAAUACAACUAAUUCAGUAGUAAUUCCAGAGGGUUCCGGGG